AUGUCCCAGGAAGGGAAGGUACCAAUAUUUUUCACCGACAUAUUCACUUUGUAUGGUAUGUGGAAGAAUGUUACAAUACCAAGGUCGACUGCUGCCUUUGUUACCUUCACCCUACUUUUUAGCAACAACUGUUUCGGGGAGAAUCCUUUCGUAGCAUUCAUCGGGCAUGGAUCCCUGCAACUAGCUGCUUCAUACUCUGCUCAUGUUGUUGGAAAUAGAUUUGGAAGGCGGAUAACACACUGCCUCGUGCUAUUGGCUGCUGGUUUGUUGUGCAUCAUCCUCAUAUGCUUAACCGCAGCACACUCAACCCAGUGGAUCAUAACUACACUUUCUCUUGCGCUACUCUUCUGCUGUGACUGCUCAUAUUUACUCACAAAUAUACAGAGCUUGGAAUUGCAUCCAACGAGUUUACGACAGAUAGGCAUCGCAAUUGAAUACGUCUUUGUUCAAUGCAGUAUGAGUGUUCCACCUUACGUUGCUCACUUGGGUAAGACUGCUGGAAUGCAUAUCGCUUUCGUCAUACUUGCGGCCGUGACCCUGAUUAUGUCUGUUUUGAUGUCAUUUGUGCCGGAGUCUUUUAAUGAGAAGUUUCCAGAGACAAAACAAGAUAUUUCACUCUUUGGAACGAAGCAGAAGUACUGGAGUAUUCCAGCUGGAAGUCAAAUGUAUCAGAGAGAACGCCAAUGUAGGAUAUAUUGA
This is a messenger RNA of Schistocerca serialis cubense, 699 nucleotides long. Its product is annotated as solute carrier family 22 member 13-like. The transcript is spliced from 4 exons. The record is from RefSeq and is a predicted model, not a curated record. Lineage: Eukaryota; Metazoa; Arthropoda; Insecta; Orthoptera; Acrididae. The coding region runs from base 1 to 699 and encodes 232 amino acids.